UGGAACUAUCACAUUAACAACUGAUAAUUCUUUGGUGAAAAUUGGCGAUGAGGUAGCAAUGACCUGCAAGGACACAGAGGAAGUGGCUAUAGAAAUAUACUUUGCUGGACAGGCUAUUGGAAACUGUAAUCUGUUUUGAGGGACUAUUUGUUCUGUUUCAGAACAAACACUAUAUUCAGUGUCGAUUGAUGAAUCUCCAACAGGAUAUAACCUUAUGACGUUUACCAUUAAAAGUUUUGCUGUUAGCAAUUGUGGAGAAUACACUUGUCUGAAAAUAUCAGACGCCCGUGUUAAAGAUACAGCAACAGUGGAGCAUAAAUUGUCCUAUGGAGAUAGUUGUGGAACAUGUGGACAAUGUUCUCACUCUACCAGUAUGAGCUGCUCUAGCUCUUCAACCUGCAAGUGCAACAAAGGUUACACAUAUAAAGACAAUGUUUGUGAUAUUGACAAAAAUGUGAAGGUUGCAUUGGGUGAUACUGCCAUAAUAAUUUGUAACAUUACUGGAGGAUUCUCAAAUCCACGCUGGGAUGAUGGCUCAAGUAAAGUAUAUAUCUCUGAGGGAAAGACAACCUUUAACACAGCUACAACUACUUCUAGAUGGUCUCGGUCCAAGGACACAAAGAACCUCAUCAUUACUUCAAUUGAAAAUAGUGAUGAUGGAACAUACAUGUGUAGCAUCACAACACCAACUACAGACAGCUUUACAGAAAAACUGACAGUCACCAAACCACCUGAGUGUAAAUGUGAUUGUGAUUGGCAUAGAAUUCUGUGGCCAGCCCUCUCCUUUUCCUCUAUUUUUGCAUUGAUAAUCUCGACUUCAUUCGUAAAACAAGCUGGUCCUAAAGCAAAGAAAUUGCUAAUAAAUUACUUGGGGAAGCAAGCCCCUCGUUACAUGAUUGUUUGGGUAGUUGUCAGUUAUGCGUACAGCGUUAUUGCAGUAUGCUUCUUUGACUACCAAGUUUGCAAAAACGACUGUUGUGAAGCAGUAUGUGACUGCGUUUGCAAUUGUUGGCCUGUAUACAUCACAUUGGUUAUGCCGUCCGGGCUGUAGAUGUGAUAGGAAUUAUCAUUGGAGUAAUUGCCUUUGUGAAAGG
Mya arenaria is the source of this 1094-nucleotide messenger RNA. RefSeq lists its product as uncharacterized. NCBI's taxonomy places the organism in Eukaryota, Metazoa, Mollusca, Bivalvia, Myida, Myidae. The transcript has 7 exons. The record is from RefSeq and is a predicted model, not a curated record. The coding region runs from base 215 to 1051 and encodes 278 amino acids.